ACGCAAUCCACGCCUACAUAAGAGCAAAAAAUUAGUAGUAGCUUAUUAACGCCUCGAUGCCGGCGAUGGUUGUCAUUCCGACAAUUGGGCGAGGACGUCGCGUGUUGGUGGACCAAGUCCACUCAAUUGUAUGUCAUCGGAAUAGGAACGAGGAAGAACAAUUUUUGGUGUGCUGGAAGACAGGCUCGUCAACACAAACCCCGCCCCUUUCAUGGCAUAGCGUGGGGGAGCUGGGACGUUGCCUAGAAUUUGUGCAAGACUAUCUUGAUAACAAGGCUAGGCUUCUAAUGCCUGCACUUGCUCUCCUGUCCAAGAAACGAAAGACACCGGAUUCCGAUACUGAGUUGGAGCUAAGACCCUCGCCUAUUGACCGCCGAUUCAAUUCGUCCAGCAGAACACCAUCCACGGAACGCUCUCCUUCAGUCUGGUCGGCGUCUCUUGCAAUACCAGGACGAAGCAACGUCACUGCAUCGUCGCCUUCACCAUCGAUUGAUGUAUACAAUGGCGUGUUGGAUUCGAAGAAUGGUUUCAUCGUGGCCAACAUUGCAUCUGGACCAGAUAUUCCUGAAAUUAACAUCCAGAAUGUACCCACUCCAGAGAUGGCACACGCCGCUCGACGGGCUAAGACAACGAUAGCGGAAACCCUUAUUCGGGCGGCAUAUCACCGUCGGCUCGACAGGGUCAUAGGGAAGAAGAUCUUCCUCGUGAACACAAUUGACUCUUCGACCCCUUCCCUCAGGUUCCGCUACAUCCCCGAGCACGUGCUCUGUGAUGGUGUGUUCAGAGUGUCCCCGGAAGCUCAGGAAGGAUGUGAUAAAUGUUCACCACAUAUGGGCCGUGGCAUUGGCUGCGAGUACACGAAGAAGUGUCGUUGCCUGGAGUAUGCCGCCGUCGACGAAGCUCGCAUGGAUGAUGAGCAAAAGGAGCUUUAUACGAGGAUCAAAGGGGGCUAUGAAGCUACGACCGACGAACUCUUGUCACUGCCCAAGCGGUUCCCUUAUUACGCCGAAGGAGCAAAGAGACAGCGUGCUGGCUGUCUCGUUCCCUUCUACCUUAACUCUCGCCGUCCGAUCUACGAGUGCAACGAUAAUUGCAAAUGCGGACCCAACUGCCGCAACAAGAACGUGCAAUUCGGCCGCACUGUCGAACUUGAGAUCUUCAAGACCGCCAGCAGCCGGGGCUGGGGUCUUCGUUGUCGUCAGAAACUCUACGAAGGUCAGUUCAUCGAUACAUAUCGUGGAGAGAUCAUCACGGAUGCCGAAGCAACCCGUCGCGAAGAGGCCACAUCCUCGAAAGAUAAAGCUUCAUAUCUCUAUUCUUUGGACAAGUUUAAGGAAUCGGAAGGUCUCGAAGACGAAGAUAUCUACGUUGUGGAUGGCGAGUAUAUGGGUGGUCCUACAAAGUUCAUGAAUCACUCUUGUGAGCCGAAUUGCCGGCAGUACACCGUGAGCUAUAACAAGCAUGACCCGAAGGUGUAUGAUCUUGCAUUCUUCGCGUGUCGCGAUAUCGAGAAAGGCGAGGAACUGACUUUCGACUACCUUGACAAAGAUGAGGGAGAGGAGAUGGAUGAGCCUGGAGACGACGCUAUUCCGUGUCUUUGUGGCGCGAAGAAGUGCAGGAAGUGGCUUUGGACUUGAGCUAGAGGUUUGAGUCCUCUUGAGGGAGGGUAGGGGGAUAAGAGGGAGUGGAUUUGCAAGUGAUGGUGGG
Messenger RNA from Lindgomyces ingoldianus, 1707 nucleotides. Its product is annotated as SET domain-containing protein. The record is from RefSeq and is a predicted model, not a curated record. Gene Ontology annotation, molecular function: histone methyltransferase activity; protein binding; zinc ion binding. Gene Ontology annotation, cellular component: nucleus. The transcript has 7 exons. Bases 57 to 1637 code for a protein of 526 amino acids. Lineage: Eukaryota; Fungi; Ascomycota; Dothideomycetes; Pleosporales; Lindgomycetaceae.